Rhizophagus irregularis DAOM 181602=DAOM 197198 is the source of this 2406-nucleotide messenger RNA. RefSeq lists its product as uncharacterized. NCBI's taxonomy places the organism in Eukaryota, Fungi, Glomeromycota, Glomeromycetes, Glomerales, Glomeraceae. Gene Ontology annotation, cellular component: intracellular membrane-bounded organelle; Mon1-Ccz1 complex. Gene Ontology annotation, biological process: vesicle-mediated transport. The record is from RefSeq and is a predicted model, not a curated record.
UUGUGUGAAAACUUGCUAUUCUAAUAAUGGGUACCCUGCGAAUAGGAUUAUUCAAGCGUGGAAUGACGUUAUAAAUUCUAAGAGACAUUUUUUAUCAAAUUCGAGAAUAAAAAAUGAAUUGAAGUUUUAAAUCACAUGUGACGAUUAUGACUAUCAAAAAUAAUCCAAUCACAGGCCCAGAUUUUUAGAUUGAAAAAAAUCCGGCGUAAACGGGUAGUCUAGAGGUAGUGGGCAGUAGAAAUAACAAUUAUACAAACGUAUUCUAAAUUUUCUUUAAAAUGGAUACAACUAAUUCACAAGGAAUCGUAACUGUGCCUCCAAGUCUUUCUUACUUCUGCGUUUAUAACCCUUCUUUUGGAGAUACGGACGAUUCACAAAGUGAUCAAUUACUCUAUUACACUUCUAAAAAAACAGUGCCAAUGGACGUUAAGAUACGCCAAGUUGGUCUUGCACAGGGUUUAGUAAACUUUACAAGAGUAUUCUCGCCCUCAAAACCUUGCGAAAACGUUCAUACACAAAAAAAUCGCCUUGCGUUUUACGAACCUGAACCUGAUUAUUGGAUACAUAUUUCUAUCGAAUUAGGUCAUGUAAAAAAAGUAAUUAAAGAUAAAGAAGGAAAGCCAAAAACUACUAUUGACUAUCUUGAUUCAAAUUUGCAUGAUUCAGGAGUAAAGAGAAUGCUUGAAUUAGGAUAUGAAAUGUAUAGAAUUUUUAAUGGACCAUUCGAAUAUACAGUGAGAACUGAUGGAAUCAAAGCUUUGAAAAAUAAAUUAGAAGAAUUUUUUGCAAAUUGGGUUUUUGAAUGGGAUUUUGAAAAGACGGAAUUAACUAAAACGGUUGAUGGUAUUCUAUAUAUGCCAUUAUCUGACUCUGCUGAGUCACAAAUUACGUCAUUUGUUAAUCAAAUUCAAUCGGAUUAUGAAUUUAUUUCAGACAUGUUUGUAAUUUGGCAGAAUAAGUUAGUUUAUCGUGGAAAUGGAGCAAUCCCAGUAAAUAAUGUUAGAGGAAUAUGGCGACAUUUAGUUAGUUACAUAGCAGAAAGAGAUGAACAUGACCGAGAAAUUGAAAAUAAGAGAAAGAACAAAGAAGCUGAAAAAGUAUCAACAUUUAUGGGUUUCACAAGAAAUAUCUCUGGAAGUAAUCUUUUAUCAUAUUUUUCAACUACGCCGAAAGUUUCACCUAGCACAUCCCCUACAAACUCAACUUCUCACAACCCCUCUACUGCACCUCUUGAAACAAAUGGUCUUCUAUCUCCUUCGACACAAGUAUUCAUCCCGGGACCUUCAAAUUUUUUGUUGGGGCCAACCAAUUUGCACGGCCCUGACGGAGACAUACAUCCCGUAAAGGUAUAUUUGUCGAAAAAUUCAAAUAGUAGUAAUAUUAGGACAGUUGAUCAUCGACAUGAUGUGGAUGAAAGUGAUAUUGAAGAAUAUUAUCUUGUUGCUUAUAAGCAAAAUGCUCUUACGCUAGUUUUCUUUAUACCGCUCAACUCAUUAGAAGGUUCUGCAAAAGUACAAGAAAUGGUUUUUUAUAGAUCUUUUCAUAAUUAUUUGACUUCACAGUCGGAAGAAAUUAUAAAGAUUCUGAAUGAAAAUCAUGAAAAGUCAAAAAAACUUGGGAGGACAGAUAUAGAUAAGGAAUAUCGAUAUUUAUUUUUCAAUAAGAUGACAUUAGCUGUUAAAUCAUCUCUAUAUCCUUUCUCUUCCAAUGGAUCUCUAACCUCUUCAUCAAGGGGUCUAACAAUUACAAGCGAAAUGGCUCAUGCAUUAUGUGAAUUGCAUGAGGACCUCGAAAAGUACCCACAGCUGACGGAAAUAUAUACUCGUUCUUCAACUAAUUUUUGGAUAGUUGGGAAAAGGUCAGAAGGACGAGUAUUAUAUAUUGUUGUUCCUAAAAAAGAAGCAUCAUUGGCGGAGGUUGAAGAUGACGUAAGAAGAAUAACAGCAAUAUAUUUUUCUGGAGAUAAUAUCUAUUAAAGAAUUUAUUACACAUUAUUCUGUAAAUUAUGAUUAAUAAUUAUUAUCUUUUAUUAUUUAUAUUUAUUUUUAAUUAUAUUAGCCAAAUUAUUUCCUGUAAUAAUAAUAACACCACUAUAUUAUGUCAAAUUAAUAGCAGCUUAUGGGAUCAUGUUAAUACCAAUAUUUAUAAGUUGGUGGUUGGUUUAGCAUAUAUGAAGCAAAUAUCUCAUCGCUUUAGCACUUAAGUUGAAAAUCAAAUUGAAUGUUAAAUCUAAAGACGAACUUUCAACUUUAGUGGUGAAUCCUAGACAUUAACUUCAUUUAAAUAAUAAUUGGCUGCUUUCUUUAGUAAUGCUUGAUAUUUUUUAUUUAGAUUUAGAAUAAAUGACUAUAAAGAAUAAAGAUCAAUGGUAAGCAGAGUACACUAAUAUUUAACAGAUAUAAUAGG